Molecule: messenger RNA, 603 nt
Organism: Penicillium waksmanii
Lineage: Eukaryota; Fungi; Ascomycota; Eurotiomycetes; Eurotiales; Aspergillaceae
Exons: 1
Coding region: 1-603 (200 amino acids)
Source: RefSeq, a predicted model, not a curated record
AUGCGUCUUUCCACCGCGCUGAUCACUUCUAUCCUCGCCAUAGGCGUCAUUGCUAGUCCAAUUGAGGGCCAUGGUACCCAUCUUGCUCGUGAUGGAUAUCAUGACAAAGCCCACAACGAGGGCUACUACAAGGAUCACGACAAGGAUCACGACGAGGACCACGACAAGGACCAUGACAAAGACCAUGACAAAGACCAUGACAAAGACCAUGACAAGGACCAUGACAAGGACCAUGACAAGGACUAUGACAUAGGCUAUUACAAGAACUACGACAAGCGCCAGAACCAGAACUACGACUGGGACCACAAGAAGGACCACGACAAGGACCAUGAUUGGGACCACAACAAGGACCAUGACAGGGACCAUGAUUGGGACCACGACAAGGACCAUGAUUGGGACCAUGACAAGGAUGAUGAUAAGCACCUUGACAAAGGCUAUUACAAUCACUACGACAAGCGCCAGGGCAAGGACUAUGACUGGGACCACGCCAAGGACCACGACAAGGACCACGACAAGGACCAUGACAAGGACCAUGACAAGGACCACGACAAGGACCACGACAAGGACCACGACAAGGACUACAGAAAUGACUACGAAUAUUAG